CUUCCUGCAAAUAUGAAUAUGGGAAUCAAUCAAAAUCAAGCUAGCGUCCAAUUGCUGAGAAAUCAAUUGAUUAAACAGCAAAUGGCCACAGCUGCUGCUGCUGCUGCUGCUGCUGCAAAUCGUGGUGUACCCAACCAUGUUCCUCAGGGUAUUAAUGGUGUUCGUCCUGCAGGUCUUAAUCCAAACAGUUUGUUACUUUCAAAUAUCAAUAUUGGAAAUGGCAAUUCACCAAAUAUGGCAAUGAAUGUCAAUAACAAUAACAACAAUAGCAAUCCAAACGGUGUUAUUGGACUUGGGAUUGCGGGAGCAAAUCCAAUCGGUGAGAUUAAUUUGUCACCACAAGAAAUAUUAGAAUUCCAGCAAAAGAUUAUGCAGGCCAAGCACCAACAGGCACAGCAUGCACAGCAUGCGCAACAGGCACAGCAAACACAACAUGCGCAACAAGCACAACAGCACAACAAUCAGCAUUCACAAGGGAUGUAAACUGACUCUCUAUUGAAUCUUUUAUACGUAUACAUACUAUAUAUAAGGAUGUAUCGAGUUCAUUUGCUUUUAUUUUCUUUUGUAGUAGAUCUGUUAUCAUCUCAUUCUUUUUUUCCUUUUAUCUCUCGCUCUCUCAUUUAUAUACAUUUCUUUAUUAUCCUUAUUAUCAUUCUCUGUAUCAUAGUCUUCAAAAAUGAUUAAAUCAGACAUUAGCGUGUACACC
This is a messenger RNA of Phycomyces blakesleeanus NRRL 1555(-), 706 nucleotides long. RefSeq lists its product as hypothetical. The transcript has 2 exons. The coding region runs from base 13 to 483 and encodes 156 amino acids. Lineage: Eukaryota; Fungi; Mucoromycota; Mucoromycetes; Mucorales; Phycomycetaceae. The record is from RefSeq and is a predicted model, not a curated record.